Molecule: messenger RNA, 1578 nt
Organism: Xyrauchen texanus (razorback sucker)
Lineage: Eukaryota; Metazoa; Chordata; Actinopteri; Cypriniformes; Catostomidae
Product: transmembrane protein 50A
Exons: 7
Coding region: 102-590 (162 amino acids)
Biological process (GO): protein targeting to vacuole; late endosome to vacuole transport via multivesicular body sorting pathway
Source: RefSeq, a predicted model, not a curated record
CGCGGCUCAGAGCCACUGUUUGAGACGGAAGGCAGCAGUGUCUCUCCACUUUCUGCGAACCUUAAGAACAACUUAAGAAAAAGGCCGGUGAGAUCAGAAGGAUGUCGGGGUUUCUGGACGGGAUCAGAUGUGGUGAUUGUGAGUGUAACGUGGACUGGGGUGAGAAGAGAAACACCAUCGCCUCCAUCGCAGCUGGAGUUCUGUUUUUCACCGGCUGGUGGAUCAUCAUCGAUGCAGCGAUUAUGUACCCUAAAGAGGAACAGUUCCAUCACGCAUACCAUACCUGCGGAGUUAUAGCAACUAUAGCCUUCCUCAUGAUCAAUGCAGUGUCGAAUGGGCAGGUGAGGGGAGACAGCUACAGCGAGGGUUGCUUAGGCCAGACAGGUGCCAGAGUUUGGCUCUUUAUUGGGUUCAUGUUGGCGUUCGGGUCUCUAAUCGCCUCUAUGUGGAUUUUGUUUGGAGGGUUUGUUGUGUCUGACCAAAAGGAGCUUCCAGUGUAUCCUGGUAUUGCUGUUUUCUUUCAAAAUGCAUUCAUCUUUUUUGGUGGUCUGGUGUUUAAGUUUGGCCGCACUGAGGAUCUCUGGCAGUGAAGAUCCACUUCAUCCAAUCACAUCCCACAGUCCACACCCAACUCCUCUGUUCUCUGACUUAAUGCUGCUUAUUUGCACUCUCUCUCAUUCUCUUUCUCUAUCAGACUCUCCUUUUUAUAGGUCUCAGUUGAAACCCGUUCUUAAAUAUGCUAAAUGUUUGUUUUUUUUUCUUCAAUUUUUCAGUGUUGCUAUUUUAAUGCAUGGGAGUUUUUUUUGUUUAGUUUUUUUUUACUAAACUACCAAAUUUGUAUCUGUAUCUUUAAGUUUAGGCUUUCAUUCAUGUAUCAAUGUGCAGAUUUGAGAAAGCACUCCUGUCAAAUUUGCCAAAUGUUUCAAUCUUUGUUAAACUGACAUCACCACAGAGCGGCACUAAGUUUGUUGUACAUCCCACUUUUUAUUGUUUUCCAUCUUUCCCAGGCCUGGAAAUCACAGUUUUAAAGGUGAAGUGUUUCUGUACAAUUAGUAUAACCAAUCAAAAUUGUAAUCUGCUUAGAUGAGCGGCCCAAUAGGGUAGGGCACAACUACAUUGGCUCAUUCAAUGGCAUGAGUUUGAUACGGGACUACCAGUUUUGCCAGCCUAUGUCAGACAGGGGAAAUGUUUGAAACUUUUUUGCCGUUGUGUUUGAUGCUGCAGAAAUUACAUUCGUCACCUUUAAAAUUUCGUGAUAUUUUCCAGGUUGGCCAUGUUUGUGGGAACUGUGGUGAUAUAUUUUGUGUUUUGGAGUUUUAAGUUUGGGCAUGUGGAAAUUUGGAAAUGUCAAUGUUCAAAAAAGCACAAUUUCUUAUUAUUUCAUUGGUUAUGGGAGAAUAAAGUAACAUCAGUCAGAGAAGUAGACUUGUCUGUCAGUGCUAAUAAAUUAGAGGUUUCAUGAUUUCUACAUAUUUAAAGAAUGUAACAUUUUAUUGUAAUCCAUGUCUAUAUUUUCGACAAAAUGUAGCUAAACUUUAUCCAACUGUGGGCUUAAAACAAAUAAAAUUGUUGUAAAUA